AUGUUAUUUUUACGUAUUUUGAAUUGUGAAUUUUUCAAGAUCAUCGUUCUUGAUUCUGGUGAAAUGAAGGACAUGUUUGAAUGGGGGUUGGCAGAGGAUUUCUCUAAAUAUACGGAAGUUCAGGUGGUCAGUACAGAGUCAAUAUCUCGGUUACUUUGUGUUAAAUGUGAAGAGACAUUGGAGAAAUGCAAAGAUUUUAAGAUGCAAUGUGGACAAUCCGACAGACUCCUGAGAAAUCUUGUUAAGAAAACCACACAGUCGCCACUCCCACAGGCAGAAGAUGUGAAGACGUCGUGUAUAUUGUACGAUGACCGUUUAACUGUGACUAUCACAGCAAACGAUACCAAAGAGAGAAUAUAUUAUCCAUGCCCGUACCAAUGUGUAGACAAAUUCUUGAAGAAACACGACCUUUUAAUGCAUCUAGUCAAAAACCACAAGGUUCCCGAAACCUUUAAAAUCGAUCUAAAAUACUAUUGCUCUUAUCUGAACUGCUCUUACAACAUAUUCGCUGGUAGCAAAUGGUUUUCAGGCAGAAAAUUUCUCAAUCAACACUACAAGAAAGUCCAUAUGAGUAAAAUUUAUUCAUGUGCCGUCUGCAAUUCGAAGUUCGCUACAGACUCCGAUUUCAAUCGGCAUUUGCGGUCUUGUAACCAGUCUUUUGAGUGUGAAGCUUGCGAUGCGAAGUAUACAUGUAAAGAGAGAUUGACUGUGCAUUUACUGAGAAGACAUCCGGAACUGCAUAAACUUUAUAAGGACGAGAAGAGAGCUAGAAAAAGGAAAGUUAACCAAGACACUGAGACCAAAAAGGCCAAGAUUGAUUCUGAUAAGAUUGCCGAUUAUAUUCGCGACAGUCCUAAAAGAACAUCUUCAACGCAAACUUCUAUUCUGGAAGCCAACAUAAAGAAUGAUGUAACAUUAAUACCAUGGAAUUCGAUGCCAGGGAAAGGCGAUUACACUGAAGCGAAAACCGAUGAGAUUUCAACGCAAACCGUAUUCGAAGAUCUACUAUCGAUUAAAUCACAGACGAGCGAAGACGAUUCGAUAUUCUUCUCUGAAACUGUGUCCCUCUCGGAUAUACAAACGCAAACUUUCCCUUUAGAGUUUGGCUUGAGCAGGUCCAAUAAGAAGACGGUCACAUCGGGAACUCAAUCACCAGAUUUGAGCAUCAAAGAGACUCAGACUUGUUUCUGCUUGUACCAUUCACCGAAACCUAAUUAUAGGUUGUUUGACAGUAUUUUCUCGAGCCCUUCUAGUACAAAUUUGAUAUCUGCUGAGACUCAAACUUGUGAAACUAGGUCGAAUAUAAAAUCGGAUGUUUUGCUGAGUUUCAACUCGGCGGAAACUCAGACGCAUUUCAACGAGGAUAUGAGUAAAGAUAUUUGA
Molecule: messenger RNA, 1383 nt
Organism: Chilo suppressalis (striped riceborer)
Lineage: Eukaryota; Metazoa; Arthropoda; Insecta; Lepidoptera; Crambidae
Source: the annotation of a GenBank genome assembly